Fonsecaea erecta is the source of this 618-nucleotide messenger RNA. RefSeq lists its product as hypothetical. The coding region runs from base 1 to 618 and encodes 205 amino acids. NCBI's taxonomy places the organism in Eukaryota, Fungi, Ascomycota, Eurotiomycetes, Chaetothyriales, Herpotrichiellaceae. The transcript has 2 exons. The record is from RefSeq and is a predicted model, not a curated record.
AUGAGCAGCUACGAGACUGAACAUGCUUCGGAUCCUCCAAAUGGCAAUCAAGGCCAACCACGCCGACCAGAUCUCUCCACAUUCCUGAGCCUUCUGUCCGAAGUCACACCGGAUCGACCAGAAGAACGAGCUCGUGAAGGUGCUGUUCCUGUUCCUGCUGAUGUCUCCGCCGUCUUUCGCUCGCUUGCAGAGGCGUUUGAAGUCAUGCGUAGGGUCAAUGACCAUGCCGACUCCAACUUGCUCGAGAGCAUGAUCCAGAACCUGAUGGACACGGCCGAACGACCUCCCCGGGAAGUCAAGGGGGUGGACGAAGAAUACAUUGCUGCAUUGGAGCGGGUCAACAUCAAGAAAGUCAGCAAAGAUGCUGACUGCCCCAUCUGUGGAAAUGCCUUCGUCGAAGACCCUCACCCGCUCCUGGUGCGCCUCCCUUGCCAUCAAAGUCAUAUUUUUGACCUUGAGUGCAUUCGACCAUGGCUUUUGGUGAACGGGACCUGUCCUUUGGACCGGAUUGACCUGGCGCAAAGGGAAAGAGAUCGAAAGAAGAAACGGCUGGAAGAUAUCAAGAAGAAUGCUGCUCCGGAGGAUGAGGAAGAGGAGUGGGAUGGGCUCUACGGCUGA